AUGUUACUCAUAGUCAUUUUUGUUGGUUUUUAUGCAAGUACUGCUGAACUUGUGUCUUCUAUUCCAUGUGAAUAUAUAACAGAUGAAAAACUUUUUUGUCGACAAACAUCUUUUAUUGAUAGUAAUAUUCCAUUAAAUAAUAAAUCAAUUUACUCUCAUAUAAAACAUAUUGAAUGGAUUGAAUCGGGUACAUAUAUUUUAUCAAAUAAUCUUUUUCAUUUAUUUUCUAAUCUUAAAAAUGUUUCAUUACGUUCAAAUACAAUAACAUCUUUAUCUAUUUUACCAUUUUGGCAUCAUUUAAAACAUAUUUAUCAUCUUGAUUUAUCACAAAAUCGUUUAAUAUCAAUAAAUAAUCGUGAUUUUCAAUUGUUUCAUAAUUUAAUAUCAUUAAAUAUUUCAUUUAAUUUUCUUACAACAAUUGAACCUAUUUGGUUAUUAAUACCAUUACAAAUUAUUGAUUUAUCACACAAUGGUAUUAAUACAAUAGGUUAUAUGAAAAUUCACAAUGGUACAUCAGAAUUAAACUCAUGUUCAUUAGAACAAAUUUAUAUAAAUGAUAAUCGUGGUCUUUUAUCAUUUGCACAAUUACAAACAACUAUAAUGAAUGUUUGUCCAUUUAUUGAUCGAUUUCAAUUAAUGAAUAAUCAUUGGCAUUGUGCUUGUAGUGAUCUUGUCAAUUCACUUAAACAUUAUCGAGCAUUAAUUCUCAUGGACGAACUUUCUCAAACAUUAACUGGUCCAUGUGAAACACCUUUACCAUUUCGUAAUAUUGAUAUACAAAAACUGAAUGAAGAAUUAGUAUGUAAUCAUUUCGCACUAUUUGAUUCAAUAGUUAAUGAUGAACAAUCACAAUCAUCAUCACUCUUAUCUUUUUCUCGACAAAUCAUUUGUCUAUUUUUAAUUGGUUGUAUCAUUGGACUUAUUAUUGGUUUAUGUCUACAUUAUUGUGCUCGUCGUUGUCAUGAUUUACUUUUUUAUAUACUAUUUAAAUGUAAUAGACAAAAAGUCGUACAUGAAAGGCAUCCAAAUGAAUCUAUGCAAACGGCUGAUACUAAUCAUAAUCAAAAUCAUUUUAUUUAUUAUCCGACAAUUGAAUCUGAUUCAUUGCCAACUUAUUCUCAAGUUAUGAACGAUAUUUUUUAUUUAGACAUUAUCAAUCGACAGCAACAAAAUGAACUCGAUGGUGAAUGUUAA
Rotaria sp. Silwood2 is the source of this 1194-nucleotide messenger RNA. The record is from the annotation of a GenBank genome assembly. NCBI's taxonomy places the organism in Eukaryota, Metazoa, Rotifera, Eurotatoria, Philodinida, Philodinidae.